AUGAUCGCCCAGCUAUUUUUCGGCCGUACAUCAACACCCAGACUGCGCUUUGCACCCCCAGCAAUGGCUUCCAAACCCACGAUGAACGUUCAGAGCUUCCCACGGCCGCCGCGCCUGGAGAAAAUAUCUCGACAUCUGCUGGUAGUGUACAAGGGGCAAACGAUUGCUGAGACCAAAGAGGCGUUUUGGGCUUUGGAGACUCACCAUCCGCCAACCAUUGACAAACAUGGAACAGCCUACUAUCUCCCACCGUCAUCAGUCAGGAUUCCUCUGACCACGACCGCGAAAAAGACAUUUUGCGAAUGGAAAGGAUUUGCAACUUACUACAUGGCCCAACUCAGCGAUGGUAGAACCGUCUGUAACCGGAUAUGGUCGUAUGACCAGCCUGCGUCGCCAUUUGAACCCAUCCGGGGAUAUCUAUCCUUUUAUGCCGAGCCGUGGGAGUGUUUCGUCGAUGGCGAGAAAGUUGAGCCGCAACCUGGAGACUUUUACGGCGGGUGGGUGACUUCCGAAAUUGAAGGCAUCGUUAAGGGUCGGUCUGGUAAUCUGGACCCGAUAGUUUGA
Messenger RNA from Metarhizium acridum CQMa 102, 564 nucleotides. RefSeq lists its product as uncharacterized. The record is from RefSeq and is a predicted model, not a curated record. NCBI's taxonomy places the organism in Eukaryota, Fungi, Ascomycota, Sordariomycetes, Hypocreales, Clavicipitaceae.